AUGACAUUUUUACUUACAACAACAAAAAGUUCUGAUAAACGAACUAAUUUUCUUAUUAAUGACUUAAACAAAAUAUUUGAUUGUAAAGUAGAAUUUAAAGUUAGUGAUAGAAAGUCAUUAUCUGAUGUUUAUGAUUAUAUGUAUCUUAAUGAUUGUAACACUGCCAUUUUCUUUGAAAUAACUAAAAAGACUAAUUACAUUUGGUUUAUUAGCGGAAAGAAAGCAAUUAAAUGUAAUUUAGAAUCAUUUACAACAAUUUUUGAACUGGCUACUUUAUUUAAUGGACAUAAAGAGGCGGGUUAUGAAAUAUAUUUUGGAAAGGAUUUUGAUGAGUGUAGUUUCUUAAAAGAUCUAAAAAAUGUUUUAGAAGACGUUUUUUUAUCUAAAAAAGAAUUAAGUUUAACUGAUGAAAAAAAGUAUAAUAAGGAAAGAAUAAUAUCAUUUUUGACUAAUGAUGAUAUAAUAUAUUUUAGACAUUAUUUAGUUGACAAUGUGUCAGAAAUAGGACCUAGAAUUGAGUUUAGUAUUGAGAAAGUGAUUGAAUAUGAUAAAAAUACAAAACUCGUAGAAUAA
Messenger RNA from Hepatospora eriocheir, 573 nucleotides. Lineage: Eukaryota; Fungi; Microsporidia; Hepatosporidae. The record is from the annotation of a GenBank genome assembly.